Messenger RNA from Polistes canadensis, 1742 nucleotides. RefSeq names its product probable cytosolic Fe-S cluster assembly factor AGAP009023. Gene Ontology annotation, molecular function: 4 iron, 4 sulfur cluster binding. The transcript has 7 exons. The record is from RefSeq and is a predicted model, not a curated record. Lineage: Eukaryota; Metazoa; Arthropoda; Insecta; Hymenoptera; Vespidae. The coding region runs from base 21 to 1478 and encodes 485 amino acids. Gene Ontology annotation, biological process: iron-sulfur cluster assembly. Gene Ontology annotation, cellular component: cytosolic [4Fe-4S] assembly targeting complex.
UUCAUAUAAAAUACUUUAAAAUGGCAUCACGAUUUAGUGGUGCUUUACAAAUUACAAAUUUAGAUGAUUUCAUUACUCCAUCACAGGAAUGUAUAAAGCCAGUUGAAAUCAAAACGUCUAAAAGCAAAACAGGUGCGAAAAUAAAAAUUGAAGAAGAUGGAGCGUACUAUUCAUUAAAAGAGAAUAAUAUCCCGGAAAGAUUAGAAAAAGUUGAAAUUACAUUAGCUGAUUGUUUAGCAUGUAGUGGAUGCAUUACUUCUGCUGAAAGCGUGUUAGUUUCGCAACAAUGUCCUGAGGAUCUUUUAAAAAUUUUUCAAGAAAAAGUAAAGCAACAACAAAAUAAGAAAAAUGAGUGUUCAAUGUUUAUAGUAGUAAGUUUAUCUGUUCAACCAAUAUUAUCCAUGGCACAACGUUAUGAAUUAAAACCAGAACAAGCUUUACACAAGCUUGCUGGAUAUUUUUACAAGUUAGGAGCAGAUGUAGUUUUAGAUAUGAGUAUCGCCGAUGAUUUUGCACUUCUGGAGUCUGCUAAAGAGUUUGUUGAACGUUAUAAAGUUGCAGAAGAAGGUACUAAAAAGCAAUUACCAAUGUUAGCAUCUUCAUGCCCAGGCUGGGUAUGUUAUGCUGAGAAGACCCAUGGUAAUUUUAUUUUACCAUAUAUAAGUAUAACCAAAUCACCGCAGCAAAUUAUGGGAUCAUUAGUUAAGUAUCAUUUAGCUGAAAAUAUGGGUCUUUCGCCAGAAGAAGUAUAUCAUGUUACUGUUAUGCCUUGUUAUGAUAAAAAAUUAGAAGCGUCUCGUGAAGAUUUUUAUAAUCAUCAAAAGAAUAGUAGAGAUGUGGAUUGUGUUAUUACAUCAAUCGAACUGGAACAAAUGCUAAAUGAAAGUCAUUUAACUUUAAAUGAUAUCGAAGAUGGAGAAAUUAAAAAACCUUUUGGAUUAUGUAAUGAUAAAAUAGAUAAUGAUUUAUUGAGUCAUAAAGGAUCUGGAUCUGGUGGUUAUGCUGAUUUCAUUUUUCAUUAUGCUGCAAAGCAUUUGUUUGAUGAAAAUAAUGCAACAUUAGAAUUUAAAAAUUUAAGAAAUCCUGAUUUUCAAGAAGCAGUAUUAGAAAAAGAUGGAAAAGUAUUAUUAAAAUUUGCAAUAGCGAAUGGAUUUAGGAAUAUACAAAAUCUUGUCCAAAAAUUAAAAAGAGGAAAAUGUUCUUAUGAUUAUGUGGAAAUUAUGGCAUGUCCCUGUGGAUGUUUAAAUGGUGGGGCACAAAUAAGGCCUCAAGAUAAUAUUCAACCUCGGGAACUUGCAUUAAAGCUUGAAGCUAUGUAUCAUGAUCUACCAAUUAGUACACCCGAAGAAAAUCUAGCUGUACAUAAAUUAUAUGAAAAAUGGUUGAGUGGAGAAAAUAUAGAUAAACCUGCAGCUUAUCUUCAUACACAAUAUCAUGAAAUAGAAAAAAUUAAUACAGCUCUAUCGAUUAAGUGGUAAAAUAUAUAUUAUUGUAAAAAUGAAUUUUGUAAGUAUCUAUCUACAGGGUAUUUCACCUAAAUAGGAUCAUUUAAAUAUCUCCUUUCCUUACAAUUAUAUGAACAAAUUUUAAAGAAAAAAGUUAUACUAAUAUUAAUAUAAAAUAAUGUUCUUAUUAACUAUAGAUUUAUCAUAAUAUCUGUAUUUGUAUGUAUAUAAAAAGUUGCAGGAAUAUGACUGUUUAUUGAUAUUACAUAAUAAUAAAAUCACAUUGUUUGAAGUGGA